This is a messenger RNA of Lingula anatina, 2033 nucleotides long. RefSeq names its product phosphoribosyl pyrophosphate synthase-associated protein 2. The record is from RefSeq and is a predicted model, not a curated record. Gene Ontology annotation, biological process: 5-phosphoribose 1-diphosphate biosynthetic process; purine nucleotide biosynthetic process. Gene Ontology annotation, molecular function: magnesium ion binding; ribose phosphate diphosphokinase activity; ATP binding. NCBI's taxonomy places the organism in Eukaryota, Metazoa, Brachiopoda, Lingulata, Lingulida, Lingulidae. Gene Ontology annotation, cellular component: cytoplasm; ribose phosphate diphosphokinase complex.
CAAAGCGAGGCAGGUGAAGGUCACUCCGGGUGGCCAUUUUAGAGCUCUGCAUGUGUACAAACAGACUCUAUCACGCAUGCAAUCAUGAAUCCUGGAGAAAAGGCUGGACUGGUGUUGCUAGCAGGGAAUUCGCACCCAGAACUCACAAAGCAGAUUUCAGAAAAACUUUGUGAAAGAGUUGGUAUUAGCAAUGUUUACCACAAGUCAAAUAGAGAGACUGUUGUUGAUAUCCAAGAGUCUGUACGAGGGAAGGAUGUAUAUAUUAUUCAAACUGGAACAAAGAAUGUGAACAAUGACAUAAUGGAGUUGCUGAUCAUGUCGUAUGCCUGUAAGACUUCCUCCUGUAGAAAGAUCAUAGGUGUAGUGCCAUACCUGCCCUACUGUAAGCAGAGCAAGAUGAGGAAGAGGGGAGCAAUAGCCUGUAAAUUGCUGGCACAGAUGUUCAAAAAUGCAGGUAUAACAAACUUGAUCACCAUUGAUCUACACCAGAAAGAAAUACAGGGAUUUUUUGAUAUGCCAGUUGAUAACCUGCGUGCAUCACCUUUCCUCAUAGAAUAUAUCAUGAAAAUGAUCCCAGAUUACAGAAAUGCCAUCAUUGUUGCCAGAAAUGCUAAUUCUGUCAAGCGAGCAACGUCCUAUGCUGAGAGGUUGCGCCUUGGUAUUGCAGUGGUUCAUGGUGAGGAAAGGAUUCCCGACUCUGACCUAGAUGACGGCAGGCACUCUCCCCCUCCACAGGAAGAGGAGGAAGAAAACAGGCUCAGUAGAGGAAUAGAAAUUAUGCCCAUGCUCACACCUAAAGCCAAGCCACCCAUGAAUGUUGUUGGUGAUGUUGCUGGAAAAAUUGCAAUCAUGGUGGAUGACAUGAUUGAUGAUGUGGAAGCCUUUGUUGCCACAGCAGAACUCUUGAAGUCAAGAGGAGCAUAUAAAAUAUAUGUCAUGGCCACACACGGGUUGCUGUCAUCAGAUGCUCCGAGACUUCUGGAAGCUUCUCCUAUUGAUGAGGUGGUUGUGAGCAACACAGUUCCCCAUGACAUCCAGAAAAUGCAGUGCCACAAGAUUAAGACAGUCGACAUCAGUGUACUCUUGGUGGAGGCCAUCAGGCGCACACACAACAACGAGUCCAUGUCUUAUCUCUUCAAGUACAUCACCUCAGAAGACUAGUCCAAUAUGUUUACAAACAACAUAUAUACCCCAAAGAUGCUCUCAAAUGACAUGGGUUAUUUCUCUGGGGUAUUAAAGUUGGUUGCCAGUAUCCUCUCAGAGGAAUGUGAUUAGUCCUCAAAGGACGAAGCCAAUAUGUUCAAACUAAAACACCAUUCAUUGUUACACCAGAAUAUUUAAUUUGACAUUAUAACUAUUUGGAAGUUUGUUCCAUAAGGUAAAAUGUCACCUCACUGUGGUGAUAUUCUAAAUGUUUUGAAUAAACUUUUUAUCUCAUGUCCAGAUCUUACACUGGAUUGCCAACUUGGCACAUUUGUGUAUAUUAUACUCAUUUUUUGUAUCAAUCCCCAUUGUUUAAGUGUUUUUCCAUUGUUAAUAGCAUGUUCAAAAAAAGAUCUAUAUAUUUUGAAGAUAAAUGAGGGCAACACCACCAAUGUGACCAAGAGCUGGUAAAAUGAUAUCAGUUAUGUCGUAAUAAAUGAUGCAGAUUCCAAAGUCCAUUCCCAGUUACUUCAAACAAGUUUGUUUCGUUCAGCCUCCCCAAGUUGUUGAAUUUUUCCAUGGUUACAGCCAUGGUGGAAAGGCAAUUCCCUCUCAUUCGAAAGACAUUUAUGUGACAGUUGAUCUCCAAUGUUACAAGCUUACUUUUGAAGCAGCAGCACUGUGCCUGAUGGUAACAAAAGUCCUUUUAAAUAACAGGGUGCUUUCCUUACUGCUGAACAAAAAAAAAUUGUUGAAAAUUUAUGGGACCUGCAGGACUGGGCUGAGGAUGUAAAAACUAAGCCAAUUUCAAUGGUAUUUGCUUUAUGGGAUUGCAUCUUAUUUAAACGUUUGUGACAUAUAAUGCCCUUGCACAAUGCACUCAAGUUAAA